Sinocyclocheilus anshuiensis is the source of this 1346-nucleotide messenger RNA. Its product is annotated as beta-arrestin-1-like. The record is from RefSeq and is a predicted model, not a curated record. Bases 21 to 1346 code for a protein of 441 amino acids. Gene Ontology annotation, cellular component: cytoplasm. Gene Ontology annotation, biological process: signal transduction; G protein-coupled receptor internalization; negative regulation of Notch signaling pathway. NCBI's taxonomy places the organism in Eukaryota, Metazoa, Chordata, Actinopteri, Cypriniformes, Cyprinidae. Gene Ontology annotation, molecular function: G protein-coupled receptor binding. The transcript is spliced from 12 exons.
CGGAUGGGUCCCAGCUCGCAAUGGUUGUGCGGUUAGCAUUUAGCCACGAGUCUAUAUGUAUCAUUAGCAGGGAGACGUGCGGUGCGCCGCAACAGUCCUUGAGCAGGAAGCGGGCGUGGGGCGAAUAUGAAAGAGGGGCCUACUGCAAAGCUGGGACAACACAACCAUUACAGAAACAUAUAUUCGAAUUGGACAACUCUUUAACUGUAUACCUUGGUAAGAGGGAUUUCGUCGACCACGUGGAUCUUGUGGAGCCUGUCGAUGGUGUGGUUUUAAUUGAUCCAGAGUACUUAAAAGAGAGAAAAGUUUUUGUGACCUUGACGUGUGCUUUCCGCUAUGGACGGGAGGACUUGGACGUUCUUGGCUUGACGUUUCGUAAAGACCUCUUUGCGGCCAACAUCCAGGCAUUUCCUCCCGUGCCUGAAGAGAAAAAGAGCUUGACACGUCUACAAGAGCGACUGAUAAAGAAACUUGGAGAACAUGCUUACCCCUUCACCUUUGAGAUUCCUCCGAACUUGCCCUGUUCUGUCACGUUACAACCAGGGCCGGAGGAUACAGGAAAGGCCUGCGGGGUUGACUUUGAAGUGAAAGCUUUCUGUGCAGAAAACGUUGAAGAAAAAAUCCACAAAAGGAAUUCAGUGCGUCUUGUCAUCAGAAAAGUGCAGUAUGCUCCAGAGAAGCCGGGCCCACAGCCAAUGGCUGAAACCACAAGGCAGUUCCUCAUGUCAGAUAAACCUUUACACCUGGAGGCCUCACUUGACAAAGAGAUUUACUAUCAUGGUGAACCAAUCAGUGUCAACGUCCAUGUCACAAACAACACAAACAAGACAGUAAAAAAAAUCAAGAUUUCAGUGCGUCAAUAUGCUGAUAUCUGCCUCUUCAACACUGCCCAGUACAAGUGUCCAGUAGCGACAGAGGAAUCAGAUGAUAUUGUGGCCCCCAGUGCUACAUUUUGUAAAGUAUACACUCUCACGCCUUUCCUUGUGAAUAACCGAGAGAAACGCGGCUUGGCUCUGGAUGGCAAACUCAAACAUGAAGACACAAAUUUAGCCUCAAGUACAUUGUUAAGAGAGGGAGCCAAUAAGGAAAUUCUGGGCAUCAUUGUUUCUUAUAAGGUGAAAGUGAAGCUUGUGGUGUCUCGUGGAGGGACUGACCGUAUACUGAAGAGUCUGUCUUACACAGCUGACUCCAGCCAACUGUGCACAUUAGAGAUUCCUAUAAGUAGCCAAGCCUUUGGCUGGAAGCACAGACAGACUCAGACACUUGAGAAGAUGCCAUCAAUUACUGGACCAUUUGUGCUGAUGCUUAUAGGCCAGUGGUUCCAGCACUCUGUUAGCCACUCAUGA